Penicillium angulare is the source of this 822-nucleotide messenger RNA. RefSeq lists its product as uncharacterized. Gene Ontology annotation, molecular function: DNA-binding transcription activator activity, RNA polymerase II-specific. Gene Ontology annotation, biological process: regulation of transcription by RNA polymerase II. NCBI's taxonomy places the organism in Eukaryota, Fungi, Ascomycota, Eurotiomycetes, Eurotiales, Aspergillaceae. The record is from RefSeq and is a predicted model, not a curated record. Bases 1 to 822 code for a protein of 273 amino acids. The transcript has a single exon.
AUGGAUGUAUGGCAGAUUCAGGUCCCGCAACUUGCCCUACAGUUUGAUUUUCUCAUGAACGGUAUCCUAGCGCUGGCAUCAUUGCAUAUUGCCGCGACACUAGAUCCGCCAGCGUCUUUCGUGUAUAUGGAUACGGCUCUACAGCAUCAUAACCUCACGUUUGCCCCAUUCCGAGCAUCUAUCGAUAAUCUGACUGAACAGAAUUGUGAUGCUGUGCUGGCGCAAUCUAUUAUCACAACCGUGUUCGGUAUUGCUUUGCCGCGGGUAACAGCUGUGCGUGGGGAGAACUCGAAUAUGACCGAAAACAUCGUCGUUAUUUUUGAGCUUCUACAGGGAGUUAAGAACAUCAUUAGUGUUGGCCAGUCCUGGAUCAAACUCAAAAUGUAUCCGAGCGAAAAGGACCUCAGAAGCGACGGCCUAAGUAUAGAUGAUGAAACCCAAGUGGCCUUGGAUCGACUGGCCACACUGAAUGAUGAGACACUAGCCAGCAUUGAUACAGAGCAACAUCGUAUCAACCAAGAUGUGAUUUCCCAUCUUCUCCACUGCUUCACAAUGUACACCCAUUCUGGAAGUCCCGGCAGCGUUCUCGCCUGGGUGGCUGCGAUGGACAAAGAGUUCGUGGACAAUGUCCGGCGUCGUCAGCCCUUAGCUCUCCUGAUUCUCAUGCACUUUGGUGUACUCCUUGGGGAGUUAAAUGGCCAGUGGUGGUGGGCUGAGGGCUCGGGUCGAGCCUUGGUUUCUGAACUCCUGCACAACCUGCAGCCAGCUAAUCCUCGUUGGGCAGAUUCAUUGGCUUGGCCUCGGCGCAAGAUGGGCCUGUGA